This is a messenger RNA of Adelges cooleyi (spruce gall adelgid), 2879 nucleotides long. Its product is annotated as protein spartin. The transcript is spliced from 8 exons. Gene Ontology annotation, cellular component: plasma membrane. NCBI's taxonomy places the organism in Eukaryota, Metazoa, Arthropoda, Insecta, Hemiptera, Adelgidae. The record is from RefSeq and is a predicted model, not a curated record. Gene Ontology annotation, biological process: cell division; negative regulation of BMP signaling pathway. The coding region runs from base 459 to 1937 and encodes 492 amino acids.
UCUGGUCUUCAUCGUGACGUAUUUGUGCUCACUGCGUUGUUUUCAAAAUGCUAUCUAAUGUUUAUAUUACUAUGAAUGCAGUGGCGGCCUGGGUCAGAAGGCGAGAAGACGGCUGUUUUGGGUCUAUUGAGCUCGUUAAAUUCACUAUUGCCACAUAAACUAACCGAUGAGAGUUGAAUUUUAUGUAAUUAAUGGACCAAAUCGUAUAUCUGUGUGGACCGAUUUUUAAUUCACCCCAGUUCGCCUCUGUAUGAACGUUGAACGAAAAGUGAAAACCUCUUCGAGUCUCGUCGGUUCUUACUUCACUCAACUCAGAACAACCGAACCGCGUCGAGCCAUCUACAACGUCCUAAAGACUUAAAUCAUCUUUUACAUAACACCAUUGACUAGACGUAGGUUGUUUUUAAUUUUACAUCUAUGAUAUAAAGCUAAUAGUUAUUUCAAACCCCCCAACGUACAUGAUGGAGUCUACUUCGAAGACGAACACAGCGGAAUCGUGCGCAAUUGUCCGAGCCGCCACAGAUAAGUUUUUUGGAGUCUUGCGUCAAGCACGGGAUUUAGAAAGACAGGGCAAGUCCAAUUUGGCUCUAUUGGAAUAUGAAAAAUGCUUGAUUCUCAUUGACGAUGCUCUGUUGGUGCCCUUACCACGUCCAGCCGAACCAAAUUCUGAAUGGAUAGCUGUCGAAAACAUUCUUCAAUAUUUGCGAACGGAAAAGAAAGAGAUUUUAAACAAAGUUAUGGAAUUACAAAGAGCUAGCGGUUCUGCUAUGGUCGUAGAAAGACCAAUAGAAAGCCCUCCGUCGUAUCAGGAAACAAUUCGGUCUGACGAAGAGCGUUCGUUAGCCUCUGAUCUUCAACAGGACAUUGACGUACCCGAACCGCCAGUGUCGUAUAGUCAGCUGACAUCAAUGUUGACUGACUUGCAAACGGACAUUGAACAUCAAUCUAUGGCUACUGUAAUUUUUAGCUGCAAUGAAUCUCAAGUAUUUUUUAUCCCUGCUAAUGGACAGGUUACAUCGCCAUCAGAAAAAUCUAUCAUAAAAAUUUUUAUGAUUGAAGGUGAAAAAAACACAGAACCACGUUGCUUUCUUUGCAUAGAAGAUAUAUACUAUCCUCUUGUCGCCAAUGUUUCGCCGUGUCUGCGCACCGAUUAUGGUGCAUUUGUUUUUCCUGAUCUCCAAACUACCGAUACUUCUAUAGGCGUGUUAGUUCCACCAGAGCAUUUAGAAUUGUUCACUGAAGUAUUGGAAGAUAUUCUAAAAAAAUCAUUUAGAACAAAUGAUUCAGCUCGGGAACAAGGUCGUAAAAUUUCAGCACAUAUCAUUAAGGGAGCAAUGUAUAUUUCGAGUGGCUUAGUAAAAGGUGCUGAAAAAACCACAGAUUUCAUCAACAAUUCUACUCCUGGCCUAUUGAACUACCUCCCACCAUCUCAGAAUGAAAGACGUGUUAACCACAAAAUAGAACGUGGAGUUAGAGUGGCUAAAAAUGUGACCUCCAAAGCUGCUAAUGUUACCUGUUUUGUCGCCGAUAAGGUAGGAUUAGCUUCAUGUGCGCUCGGCAAAUUUUUGGCUCCACAUGUCCACAAAGGUGGCACGAAAAUAUUAACCGGUGUCUCUGGGAUGAAUUCAGAUGUGGCGUCAAGACAAAUGUCCAAUGCUCUAGACAUCGCAGCUGGUGCUAUUGAAGGGUUGGGAAUUGUUUAUGAUGGAUUAGAACAAUCUGGAAUCAUGUUGGGCACAAGCAUUAGAGAUAAUACGGUCCUAAUUGUUCGCCACAAGUAUGGUAAUAAUGUAGGUGGUGUAACUGAAGAGACAUUAGACACAGUAGGACAUGGUUUACGGUUUACGAGAAAUAUCGGAGAUUUGAGACCAACAAAUAUAAUCAGAAACACUGUGAAGCAGACCGGACACACUUUUAUUGUUCCUGAAAACGAUUGAACUAUAAAAAGUCUUAAAAUAUAUUAUAACAAAAUUAUAAGUUAAAUAUUAUAAUAAUAUAUUUUUAACAAACUUUGUUUUCUCUCAUGUUACUUGGUUUUGUAAUUUUUGUCUUAUGUUUUAGCUCUUGUUAUAUUUUUUUUGGUUAUUGUUGUUCUUUUUUUAUGAUUGAUAUGAUGGCAAAAUAUUUUUUGUUUCCAGUUAUAUAUUAUAUAUUUUUGUUGUACGAUUUAAUAAAUCGUAUCUAAAUAUUUCUAUACUAUAGUCUAGUGGUGUCAAGUUAUAUACAGAUUUGUAUACUUGUUUUAUUAUUUUACAAAAUAUGUUCAGUAUUAAAUACUUCAAUAUUAUAAUUAUAUUCAUACAAAUUACAAUGUUACAUAUUUUAUAGUUAAAAUAAAAUGAGGUUUAUUGGCUGUAGAAUUCGUGAAUAAUCAAAAUUAUUGUUAACGUGUUUUGUUGAUGAAAAUUGAAUUCAUGUGUAGUUUAUAAAUUAUAUAUUUUUGUUAUACAAUUUUUUAUUAUGUUAGACUCUAUUUCUAUACUAUAGUCUAAUGGUGUCAGGUUAUGUACAUAUUUUUUAUACUCGUUUUAAUAUUUUACAAAAUAUGUUAAGUAUUAAAUAUUUCAAUAUUAUAAUUAUAUUCAUAAAAAUUUCAAUGUUACAUAUUUUUAUAGUUAAAAUAAAAUGAGGUUUAUUGGCUGUGGAAUUGGUGUAUAAUCAAAAUUAUUGUUAACGUGUUUGUUGAUAUAAUCAUGUGUAUUUUGCACUUUAGUAUUGGGUUAAUUGUGAAGGUGUUCUAUAAUAGUUUAAACAUUUUAGUAUUAGCAUAACUUUAUGAGUUUCUAGGUCAAAAAAUAAAUUUAUAUUUUAUAACAAUAAUUAAAUUUAGUAAAAAUAAUUGAAUAUCAUAUUCAUUUUUUAACACACAUCAAUUAUCU